This is a messenger RNA of Sardina pilchardus (European sardine), 825 nucleotides long. RefSeq names its product mucin-2-like. Lineage: Eukaryota; Metazoa; Chordata; Actinopteri; Clupeiformes; Clupeidae. The record is from RefSeq and is a predicted model, not a curated record. The annotation marks the transcript as partial. The transcript is spliced from 2 exons.
AUGUGGAAAACAACAACUACUAUGGUCAUGGUGAUUCUUGAGGCAACAACAACCACGAUUGAACCAACUACAUCAAUUGAACCAGCAACAACCACAAAUGUGGCAACAACAAGUACAACUGAACCAACGACAUCUACCAUUGAGGCAACUUCUUCAACCACAAAUGAGCCAACAACUACAACUGAGGCAACAACGACCACAAUUGAAACAACAACUACUGAACCAGCAACAACCACAAAUGAGGCAACAACAACCGCAAAUGAGGCAUCAACAAGCACAAUUGAACCAGCAACUACAACUGAGGCAACAACAACCACAAUUGAACCAACCACAACUACUGAACCAACAACCACAAUUGAACCAACUACAACUACUGAACCAACAACAACAACUGAACCAGCAACAACCACAAAUGAGGCAUCAACAAGCACAAUUGAACCAGCAACUACAACUGAGGCAACAACAACCACAAUUGAACCAACCACAACUACUGAACCAACAACCACAAUUGAACCAACUACAACUACUGAACCAACAACAACAACUGAACCAGCAACAACCACAAAUGAGGCAACAACAAGCACAAUUGAACCGACAACUACAACUGAGGUAACAACAACCACAAUUGAACCAACAACAACUACAAUUGAGGCACCUACUUCAACCACAAAUGAACCAACCACAACCACCUUUGAACAAACAACAAGCACAACUGAACCAACAACCACAAUUGAACCAACAACAACUACCAUUGAAGCAACUACUUCAACCACACAUGAACCAACCACAACCACAUUUGAACCAACAACAACCACAAAUGAGGCA